Piliocolobus tephrosceles (Ugandan red Colobus) is the source of this 765-nucleotide messenger RNA. RefSeq names its product ciliary microtubule associated protein 1A (gene CIMAP1A). The record is from RefSeq and is a predicted model, not a curated record. Lineage: Eukaryota; Metazoa; Chordata; Mammalia; Primates; Cercopithecidae. Gene Ontology annotation, cellular component: outer dense fiber; cytoskeleton. The coding region runs from base 1 to 765 and encodes 254 amino acids. The transcript is spliced from 6 exons.
AUGACGGAGGAGGUAUGGAUGGGCACCUGGAGGCCCCAUCGCCCCCGGGGACCCAUCAUGGCCCUCUACAGCAGCCCUGGACCCAAGUACCUGAUUCCACCAACAACCGGCUUCAUGAAGCACACGCCCACCAAGCUCCGUGCGCCGGCCUACAGCUUCCGCGGGGCCCCCAUGCUCCUGGCAGAGAACUGCUCCCCAGGACCCCGUUAUAAUGUAAACCCCAAGAUACUGAGGACUGGCAAGGACCUUGGCCCUGCCUACUCCAUCCUGGGGCGCUACCACAGCAAGACUAUGCUGACCCCCGGCCCAGGUGACUACUUUCCAGAGAAAUCCACCAAGUACGUGUUCGACUCAGCGCCCAGCCACUCCAUCUCCGCCCGAACAAAGACGUUCCGAGUGGACAGCACCCCAGGCCCCGCUGCGUACAUGCUGCCCAUGGUGAUGGGGCCCAACACCGUCGGCAAGGUCUCCCAGCCCUCCUUUUCCAUCAAGGGCCGCAGCAAGCUGGGCAGCUUCAGUGACGACCUACACAAGACCCCAGGUCCCGCAGCCUACCACCAGACUGACGUGCAGGUGACCAAGUUCAAGGCUCCGCAGUACACCAUGGCUGCUCGUGUAGAGCCCCCAGGGGACAAGACCCUCAAGCCAGGACCAGGCGCCCACAGCCCUGAGAAGGUGACCCUGACCAAGCCCUGCGCCCCAGCUGUCACCUUUGGCAUCAAACACUCUGAUUACAUGAUUCCCCUGGUGGUUGAUGUGGAAUAG